AGUCAUUAAGUACUAGUGACCCAAUAGAAUUUGGACCCGACCCGACCCGACCCGACCCGACCCGACCCUCAGUCAAAUUCUUGUAUCUCUUUGCACCAGGCAGCAACAAGAAGAAGAAUCAGCAAAGAAGAGCAGCAGCUGCAGAAAAUGGGAAUUGGGAAUGUGUUAUUUUUCUUGUUAAUUUUGUUGUUUCCAUUGCAUUACAGUUCAGCUGAAAGACAAGUAAUAGAAUUGAAAGGAGGACCAGAUGAUGUAGCAUGGAUAGUUCAAUUAUCUGAUCUACAUUUCAGUGUUCAUCAUCCUCAACGUGCUAUUCACUUCAACGAUAUUGUGGGUCCUACUCUUAGCACGAUCAAUCCUUCUUUGGUCUUCAUUACUGGUGAUCUUACUGAUGGGAAGAGCAAGGAUUUACUAACAAUGAAGCAAGAUGAAGAGGAGUGGCUGGAAUACCAGAAAGUCCUGGACGAUGUCAUUAAAAGGAGUGGACUGAAGAAAAACGUGUUUUAUGAUCUCCGAGGAAAUCAUGAUACAUUUGGUGUACCGGCCAUUGGAGGUUCAUUUGAUUUUUACUCAAAGUAUAGCAUUAAUGGGCAGCUAAAAAGAAGUGGUCUGGUCAAUAGUGUCACCAUUCAGACUGGUGAACGCAGUAUUCAGUUCGUUGGAUUUGACAGCGUUACAUCUUUAGGUCUGAGGGGCCCAACAAAUCUAUUUGGUCAUCCCACUGAUCAACUAUUAGAUGAAAUAAGCUCUGAGUUCUCAGUACUAGAUUCUCAACCCGCCAAACCAGUUAUCAAGAUUGCUUAUGGGCAUUUCCCACUUUCAUUUUCUGCAGCAUCACAUUCUGGAAGAACCUUAAAAGAUACAUUUCUGGUGCAUAACUUGUCAGCUUACUUAUGUGGGCAUCUGCAUACAAGGUUUGGUAAGAAUUUAAAGAGGCAUCAUGAGUCAAAUCAACAUCCCUUGUGCUCUAAACAUCUUGUCCAGUUGAAUGGACAUGGAUCACUUCCGAAUUAUUCGAAAACUUGUUCGGAUGGGGCUACUGAAUUUAAAGAAUUCUGGGAGUGGGAAAUGGGUGACUGGAGGAAAAGUAGAGCAAUGCGCAUAGUGGCCAUUGAUAGAGGAUGGAUGUCUUUUGUUGAUGUUGACUUCAAGUUGGGAGCUAAGAAUGUUAUUAUAUUGCCAACGUUUCCUCUGGACUCUCGCUAUACUUUGGAGAGAUCGUUUCACAAGUGCAAGAUGGAUUCCUUAUACCUAGACAGCAUCAGAGCUCUUGUAUUUUCUUCUUCUCCAGUUGUAUCGGUUGUGGCUAGGAUAUAUGAUUCAAGUUCGGGAAAUCUCGUUUUGGUUUUGGACACUCCUAUGCAAAGAAGUGAGGAUGCUUCAUCUAGGGGGAACCUUUAUACAUGUCUUUGGAACGUUAAAGCCUUCGAAGAUCCAUCUCCUGAGAGAUUUUUGUUGCAAAUAGAAGCAGUUGAUAUUGGAGGCAGGUCAACUUUGACUGAACUAAGACCAUUUUCUGUUGGCGGUAUUCGUGCUAGGCUUUCAUGGAACUGGAAAGAGUUUAUAGUGAUGGGAUGUCAGUGGGAGGCUUUAUAUUACCCAAUAUUGUGGUCUUUCUAUUUGUUAACUCUUCCCAUCCUCGUCUUUCCAAAAGCUAUCUUCGUGUACUUAAGGAAGCAAUAUACUUACAAGAAUUUAGUUGGAAAUAAAGGAUUGCUAACUUGUGUGGCGUGGAUCUCAUCGGAGCUAUACAAUCUUCCACUUGUUUGGUUCUCGAUAAUUUCUUACUUGUUUUACCUCAUAUUAUGUCCUUGGCUUUCUGGCCAAGUUUUCAGCAAAGGAGGAGAAAGGGGAUACAUGACGUACAGGGGUUGGGUGCUGAGAUUCAGCGAGAAGGAAAAGGUGGUCUAUCAUGGAUUUCCAGAUAUAAUGGUGGUAGUUCUUCCCCAUCUUUACUUUGUAGUGUUGCCUACAAUAAUUGUAAUUGGGGCAUUGGUGGCUGAGAAGGCGAUAUUCCAAGAUCAUCUCCGAGCUCUUUCUGCAAAAAAAGAAGAUGAUUAUUUGGUGAAGUAUAAUGUAUCCGCACCUACUAGUGGAAGAAAUAAGACGCUGACACUCCUCCAUAGGCGAUGGAUUAGAAAAAUGCUCCUGUUAAUAUCUUUGGCGAUUUGUUGGAAGCAUUUCUUGAACUGCAGAGCUCUUAUCAAAGCCUAUGCAAUGAAUCCGUUUAUCCAUUUCCCAAUCUAUAGCAUGUCGAUACCUCUCCUGUUAGUUUAUACCAUCUACAAAACCAGCAGAGCUGAGUAGAAUUUUCGAAGGUGAACUUCUGUAAGUUCAAUACAUCAGACUGAAAUGUACACCGGCCUAUUAGUAAGAAGGCCUCAACGCUGCUUCUUCACCGACAGAUGUACAUCACAUUUAGCAUCUCAUGAGGGGCAACACGAAGGCUUCAAAGGUUGCGGUUAGCCCAAAGGAUUGAUUGGCUCCAGACGAAUUUCUUGAAAUUCCAGUUGUUAGACUAGUAGAAGCAUUGAAUAUUCAUUGUUUUAGACAUUGAAAUACUGGUACAAGACAUCGAUCUUUACGUAGUUUUACAAGCAUUUGAAAAAUGCAGCAAUGUAGAACUUCAGAUUCAUGUAAAUGUAUUACUAUAAGUUGACAAAGCAGUGAAAGAGAAUGGUUAGUCUAA
This is a messenger RNA of Capsicum annuum, 2689 nucleotides long. Its product is annotated as putative metallophosphoesterase At3g03305. Lineage: Eukaryota; Viridiplantae; Streptophyta; Magnoliopsida; Solanales; Solanaceae. The record is from RefSeq and is a predicted model, not a curated record. Gene Ontology annotation, molecular function: hydrolase activity.